AUGGCCCCGCACUCGCGCGUCCUCAUCUGCCGCCACUCGCAGGCCGAGCACAACGUCGACCUCGACUACAGCAUCCCCGACGCGCCCCUUACCGCCCUGGGGCGCAAGCAGUCGGGCGCCCUGCCCCGGCAGACGCAGCAGGAGCAGCAGCAGGUGGACGCCAUCCUCAGCAGCGGCCUGCGCCGCACGCUGCAGAGCACGCUGCUCGGCUGGGCGCCCGCCGUGCAGCGCCUCGGCAUCGCCAACGUCGUCGUGAUGCCGCAGCUGCAGGAGUGCAACGACUUCCCGUGCGACACCGGCUCGGCACGCGAGGAGCUCGAGCGCGACCCCGAGUUCAAGGGCUUCGACUUCUCGCUCCUCACGCCCGACUGGACGAGCAAGAAGGGCUUCUGGGCGCCCGACCCGGAGAGCAUCGACCAGCGCGCACGCUGGGUGCGCCGGCACGUGCGUGAGCGUCCGGAGAAGACGAUCCUCAUCGUGGCGCACGGCGACUUCAUCCGCCGCCUCACUGGCGACGUGCAGGGUCCCAGCACCUACCAAUGGAAGAACGCAGAGGUGCGCGCCUACCGCUUUGACCCGGCAAGCGUCGACAGCGACGCCGCCUUCUUCCAGGCCGAGGGCGAGGUGGCCGUGGCCGGCGGGCACGACCAGACGAGCACCGAGAUGAUCGAGGACGGAUCUGCAGCUGACGCAUCGACUGGCCCGAGCCUGCCUGGCCUGAGCUCGACGGGUGCUUCGCUGGGCCUCACGGGAGAGGACUCGUUGCGCGAGAUCGAGGAGCGCGUCAAGGUCAAGGCAUAUGCGGUGCAGAGCCAGGCGUCCGAGCUGCAGGAGCUCGAGGCGCGCCUGGCGGCGGCGGAGCGCAAGAAGGCGGAGCUGGAAGCCAAAGGAAUCAAGAUCUAGACCCCACCCCUAUCUACCUAUCUACUAGAGCAUUACCAUGCGUUCGAGACACGCCUUCGCUCGCGGGUCACGCCCCCGGGCAGGCCAGACGCGAUGAUGCUGCUGGAUUAGGACGUCCGAGACAAGAGUAGAGAUACAGCGUGAUGCGUGG
Tilletiopsis washingtonensis is the source of this 1054-nucleotide messenger RNA. RefSeq names its product phosphoglycerate mutase-like protein. Lineage: Eukaryota; Fungi; Basidiomycota; Exobasidiomycetes; Entylomatales. Gene Ontology annotation, molecular function: phosphatase activity. Bases 1 to 903 code for a protein of 300 amino acids. Gene Ontology annotation, cellular component: cytoplasm. The record is from RefSeq and is a predicted model, not a curated record. The transcript has 8 exons.